CACCAGAAUUUUUUUUAGAUGCUUCUGUUAGAAAACAGUUUAUGUAUCCUCCACCAAUUGAACAUGAACUCUCUCUCGAAUUAAGAGAGAAGAUGGUGAGAACUAAUUCAGUUGGUAGUAUUAUACAGUCCACACCUGGUGGGCCAGCAUUCAAGAAAAAUUACGGAACAGCUUACGAUGAUGACAGUGAUGAAAAUGGACUGUGUGCAUUCAUCAUCACUUUUCUGUCCUAUGUUCUAAUAUUCCUAACAUUACCCUUUACUAUAUGGGGCUGUAUCAAGGUAGUCCAGGAAUAUGAAAGAGCUGUUAUAUUCCGUCUGGGACGCCUGAAGUCUGGAGGAGCUAAAGGACCUGGACUCUUCUUUAUUAUUCCAUGCAUCGAUACAUACAG
This is a messenger RNA of Eurytemora carolleeae, 391 nucleotides long. Its product is annotated as band 7 protein AAEL010189. The record is from RefSeq and is a predicted model, not a curated record. Lineage: Eukaryota; Metazoa; Arthropoda; Copepoda; Calanoida; Temoridae. Gene Ontology annotation, cellular component: plasma membrane.